This is a messenger RNA of Rotaria sp. Silwood2, 978 nucleotides long. The record is from the annotation of a GenBank genome assembly. Lineage: Eukaryota; Metazoa; Rotifera; Eurotatoria; Philodinida; Philodinidae.
AUGGUGUCAGCAAACAUAAGUGCUAGUGAGAUUGUUGCAAUUGAUGAAAUUGGAAUUAAAUUUGUAAGUAUUUGGUGCUAUUUAAUGCUUAUACUUGGUCUCAUUGGUCAUACAUUGAACAUGUGUGUCUUCACACGUUCAUCACUUCGAUCAAACCCAUGUUCAUGCUACUUUUUGGCAGCAACAGUAAGUGGCAUCUGUGUUGUUACCAUCAAUAUAUUCUUACGACUUCUUCAAACUGUAAUGAAUGAAUUUUUACAUUAUCAAUUAACUAAUUUCUUUUCUUUUGGUUUUCAUAGAGCACUGUAUGCAUGGUUUAUUGUUCUGACAUCUAUUGAUCGCUCAUCAUCUGCUUCAUUUCGUGCGUUAAGUAGUCUUCGCGUUGUUUAUCGUACUGUUCCUCUCACAGUUGUACUCGUUGGUCUCGCAUACAUUCAUGUACUCUUCUAUUAUCGAAUUAGCAUCCAACAACAAGCAUGUGUUCCAAUGACAGGUGUAUAUCAACAAUUUUUUGGUGUAUGGCAUCUUGUUGCAUUCAGUUUAGUUCCACCAAUGCUGAUGCUUUUCUUUGGAUUAAGUACAAUUCGAAGUAUUCGUCAAUCGAUUAGACGCGUUGGACAAAAUAAUAUUCAAAUUCAAAUUCCACGACAGCAACUUCGAAAAUCAAUAGACCGACAAAUGAUCCAAAUGAUGCUCGUUCAAUGUAUUGUAUUUAUUUUGACAGGAUCUCUUCCUUCAAUAAAUUAUCUUUAUACAUCACUCAGAUCGAAUGUCACAAUAGAUGCUCUACAAUCAGCUAAAGAUAACUUAUUGCAACGCUUUACUGGCUUUAUAUCUCUUACAGUUCCGUGUCUAAGUUUUUAUCUAUUCACAUUGUCAAGUAAAUUAUUUCGUAAGGAACUCAUUAAACUGUUUCGUGGUAAGUGGCAACCUAUCCAUGGAACUACUACUGUCAUCUCUCAAUCACGAAGACACUAA